Rosa chinensis is the source of this 339-nucleotide messenger RNA. RefSeq lists its product as uncharacterized. The transcript has a single exon. The coding region runs from base 1 to 339 and encodes 112 amino acids. The record is from RefSeq and is a predicted model, not a curated record. Lineage: Eukaryota; Viridiplantae; Streptophyta; Magnoliopsida; Rosales; Rosaceae.
AUGCUACUAGUUAUCGGCGCUAGUCCAUGCACGGCGGAGAUACACACGGAGUUCAUCAUCGUUGACUGCUUCAGUUCGUACAAUGCCAUCAUUGGUCGGCAGGCGCUAAACAAACUAAAGUGCAUCAUAGCAGGCUACAUGCUUCUCAUGAAGUUCCCUACACCCAACGGGACAGGGUGUGUGAAAGGAAGUCAACAACUGGCUCGAGAAUGUUAUUCUACAACUGUGGCACGGUCGACGCACAGCCAUGAGAUCCUAACGGUAGGAAGCCAUGUGCCGUCGCCAAACAUUUUCGAAGAUCUUAGGGAUGACGAGGAAAAAUAUGUAAAAAAGGAAUGA